UGUUAGGAUUAAAAUUUGAAAAAUAUUUUUGAAAAUUUCAAUGCACAAUAACAAAUUUUAAUGAAGCGUAUAAAAGGAAGAGAAAGAAGUGAAUGGUAGGAUCUGUUGUUGUGUUGGGUAAGGUAAGCAUGUUCCGUUCAUUGCUCCGCCGCCCGUUUUCGACGACGUCGGCGAGGGCGUUGAAGCACUGCGAGAACCACGAGUUUCUCUCUAAGAACUCGUUCCUGGGAAGCUGGGAUGCGCCACGGGACCCCAAGGAGGCGGAGGCGAAGCUAACGCGUCUUCGAAGAGAAUACGCAUUGCAAGUGAAGGAGGUUCGGAAGGAAUACAUAAGAGAGAUGGAGGCCAUGAAGAUUGAGAAGGAGCGCAAGGACGAGGCUCGCAGGGAAGCACUCAGAGUCGCCAACGAAGAGCGCAAGAAGCUCAAGGCUCAAGCCGCGCAGCUCAGAGCGCAGGAACGCGACAUCGAACGACAACAGUUUCGAGAAACCCUAUUAAAAGAAAGAGCAGAGAAACUUGAAAACUGGAAGAUGAAAGUCAAAAUGCAUGAAGAGAAGAAGGCUGAGAAGAAAGAGUUUCUGCACCGACAAAGUUCGGCGUGGAUUGAAGAAGGCAAUCUUGAGAAAAAAGUUGUGGAAGCUAUGGUUGAAAUAAUGCAUCUUUGAGCUCCUUGCAGUUCUACAUUUGUAUUGGUUGAGGGCUGUGUUAUCUAGUUAGUAGAAUUUGGUCCUAUGUUUGAAACUGCCUCAUAAAAAUAGUUCUUGCAUUUAGAGAAUCACAUUCCUGCUUUAGCCCAUAGAAUACGUUGGGUGUAUUCACUGUUUUGCUUUUGGGAUCAAGUUUUUUACUUGGCAUGAGAAUAUUAAAAAAGAUUGAUAUUUGAAUCCAAUAGCUAAUAAGUGUCAAUUGGCUUUAUCUACAA
Molecule: messenger RNA, 922 nt
Organism: Glycine soja
Lineage: Eukaryota; Viridiplantae; Streptophyta; Magnoliopsida; Fabales; Fabaceae
Product: beta-mannosyltransferase 1-like
Exons: 3
Coding region: 93-665 (190 amino acids)
Source: RefSeq, a predicted model, not a curated record